Molecule: messenger RNA, 1338 nt
Organism: Anopheles marshallii
Lineage: Eukaryota; Metazoa; Arthropoda; Insecta; Diptera; Culicidae
Gene: Nfs1
Product: cysteine desulfurase, mitochondrial
Exons: 3
Coding region: 1-1338 (445 amino acids)
Biological process (GO): [2Fe-2S] cluster assembly
Cellular component (GO): mitochondrion; nucleus; cytosol
Molecular function (GO): pyridoxal phosphate binding; cysteine desulfurase activity
Source: RefSeq, a predicted model, not a curated record
AUGUUGUCACGCUGGUCGCGCACGGCUGUUGAUAAAUACUUGGCAUUCCAAGUACUACGCAGCACAGCCGGACGGACACGGGAUUACAGCACCGAUAAAAAAUUCAGCAUCAAAGACGAAGUACUAGAUGGUCGGCCACUCUACCUGGAUGCUCAAGCGACCACAUCGCUGGACCCAAGAGUUCUCGAUGCGAUGAUGCCAUACAUGACCGCGUACUAUGGAAAUCCACACUCGCGAACGCACGCGUACGGUUGGGAAUCGGAGGAAGCUGUCGAGAAGGCUCGUGCACAAGUAGCUUCUCUUAUUGGCGCAGAUCCGAAGGAGAUCGUGUUUACAUCCGGUGCAACAGAAUCGAACAACAUCUCGGUGAAGGGUAUUGCGCGGUUUUAUGGUGUGAAGAAAAAGCAUGUCAUCACUACACAGACGGAGCACAAGUGCGUGUUGGAUUCUUGUCGUGCACUCGAGGGCGAAGGAUUCCAUGUGACGUAUCUGCCCGUACAGUCGAAUGGAUUGAUCAGUAUGGAAGAGCUGGAGAAAGCCAUCACACCGGAAACAUCACUCGUAUCCAUAAUGACCGUCAAUAACGAGAUCGGUGUAAAGCAACCGGUCGGCGAGAUCGGACGGCUGUGCAAAUCGAAGAAGGUAUUCUUCCACACUGAUGCAGCACAAGCCAUCGGCAAGAUACCGGUCGAUGUGAACAAAAUGAACAUCGAUCUGAUGUCCAUCUCAGGGCACAAAAUCUACGGCCCGAAAGGAAUCGGGGCGCUGUACGUGCGCCGCAAGCCACGCGUUCGAGUCGAAGCGAUUCAGAGCGGUGGUGGCCAAGAAAGAGGCCUUCGAAGUGGAACCGUACCAACACCAUUGGUUGUUGGUUUGGGCGCCGCAUGUGACAUAGCGAGCCGCGAGAUGGAAUACGAUCACCGAUGGAUGGAGUUUCUAUCGAAACGAUUGAUGGACAAAAUAUUUGCCGAAUUGCCGCAAGUCAUCCGGAACGGCGAUCCGGUACAUUCGUACCCGGGGUGUAUCAAUCUUUCCUUUGCCUAUGUCGAGGGUGAAUCGUUACUGAUGGCUCUCAAGGAUGUGGCGCUUUCCAGCGGAUCGGCAUGUACCUCCGCAUCGCUGGAACCGUCGUACGUGUUGCGCGCAAUCGGUACGGAUGAAGAUUUGGCACACAGCUCGAUUCGGUUUGGUAUCGGGCGUUUCACGACGAUCGAGGAGGUGGAUUAUACGGCGGAAAAGUGUAUCAAGCACGUCACACGAUUGCGCGAGAUGUCUCCACUGUGGGAAAUGGUACAGGAAGGUGUGGACAUUAAGAGCAUUAAGUGGUCGCAGCAUUAG